Messenger RNA from Trachymyrmex cornetzi, 1501 nucleotides. Its product is annotated as lipase 3. Gene Ontology annotation, molecular function: hydrolase activity, acting on ester bonds. Gene Ontology annotation, biological process: lipid metabolic process. The coding region runs from base 131 to 1468 and encodes 445 amino acids. The transcript has 8 exons. The record is from RefSeq and is a predicted model, not a curated record. Lineage: Eukaryota; Metazoa; Arthropoda; Insecta; Hymenoptera; Formicidae.
AUUUGUAGGUUUUCUGAACUGCAAAUGAUGACAGAUGCCAUAAAACCGGAUAAAACUAUAAAUAUAUCGAUCUAAUAUAAUAGUCGACACUUGCAAGUUGUAGUUUACAUUUUCAAGUAUCGACAUUUUAAUGAGAAUGGGCAUGAAACUUGUUUUCAUCAUAUUUAUGCUUACUGCAGUGUUACUGGAAGCAAAACUGAAUCUCUGGGAAAACUUAGCAUUUUCUCAGAAAGUAAUAUUCAACUAUCUGUUUCCUAAGGAUCCCGGUAUAGUAAGAGUAAGGAAGCCAGAACAAAUUCAAACAGCGAACAAUGUAACUACAUUGGAUUUUGUCGGAUUGGUAAAGAAAUAUGGUUACCCCACCGAAGAACAUUACGUCACAACGGAAGAUGGUUAUAUCUUGGUAAUACAUAGGAUAUUAAGAAGUCUACUGUCUAAAGGUUAUCAAAGAAAAAAAAUUGUGUUUCUUCAACAUGGUAUUAUAUGUUCAUCUGACUGUUGGGUGAUGAUCGGUGCUGAGAAAGACCUUGCGUUCUUAUUGGCUGAUGAAGGAUAUGAUGUAUGGCUUGGAAAUUUCAGGGGAACUUCUUAUUGCAGAUCACAUACAAAAAUAUCUCCAAGAAAUAAGGAAUUUUGGCAAUUUAGUUAUCACGAGAUGGGAACGAGAGAUCUGCCAGCUAUGAUUGAUUACGUACUUAGUUACACAAAACAACAAACUCUGCACUACAUUGGUCACUCGAUGGGAACUACCACGUUAUUCAUUUUGCUAUCCAUGAAGCCCGAAUACAAUGCAAAAAUAAAAUUAGGAAUCUGCCUUGCUCCGAUUGCUAUUUGGAAAGAAAAAAUUCCUUUACCGGAAUAUAUUUUUAAUAAAAUACCAAAAAUUACGGAAUUUCUUUAUUCUAAUGAAAUAUAUGAAGUGGCCUCCUUAUCAUCAACGAGUGUCACGGUGGGAAGAACACUAUGUACAGAUAAGGCAAUUACUCAGACUGUCUGCGUUGCAAUAAUAUUUCUAAUCGCCGGAUCUGAUCCAGCGCAAUUUAACACUACGGCAUUACCGGAAAUAUUAUCGAAUUAUCCGAACGGCGCUUCCGUGCGAACAUUCGAACAUUAUAUCCAAAAUAUGAUUACAAAGAAAUUUCAAACUUACGAUUAUGGAUAUGCUGGCAAUUACAAACAAUAUGGACAAAUAUCACCUCUAACGUAUGAUCUUAAAAAAGUUACUACUCCCUUAGCUAUAUUCUACGGUGCUAACGAUAUGAUUGCUUUAAAACUGAAUGUCCUCGAAACAUAUAGGCACCUGCCGAAUGUAAUUCUGUUGGAGGAAAAUCAACAUAAAUUGUUUACCCAUUUGGAUUUUUUAUGGGCCAUUGAUGUUAAAACCCUACUAUAUGAUCGUUUAAUAGAACUACUUCAGGAAUUUGAUAAUCAGGUGUGGACAAUCGAUGAUAAAUUAAUCUACGUCUAAUACUUUCUUGUUAAAAACAUUUUAUUUAUUUAC